AGCAACGAUUGGAUGAAUUCAUGCAAGGAUUCAACAUUAUUUCGCAAAAGCUCAAAGAGAUGUAUCAGAUGAUCACGAUGGGUGGUAACGCAGAGUUAGAGCUUGUCGAUAGUUUGGAUCCAUUUUCAGAAGGCAUCGUUUUCAGUGUCAUGCCACCCAAGAAGAGCUGGAAGAACAUUUCAAAUCUUUCCGGUGGUGAAAAGCUCUCUUGCACUUGUAUUUGCAUUGCAUCAUUUCAAACCUACACCUCUUUAUGUCAUGGAUGAAAUUGAUGCUGCCUUGGAUUUCCGUAACGUCUCUAUCGUCGCCAGCUACAUUGCCGAACGCACCAAAAACGCACAAUUCGUCAUUAUCAGCUUAAGAAACAAUAUGUUUGAAUUGGCUGAUCGUCUAGUCGGCAUCUACAAAACAAACGACUGUACAAAGAGUAUUGCUAUCAAUCCAUCCAUGAUAGCCAUGCUUACUGAAUUACAUCAACCCGAAAACCCCUCCUCGACACAACAACAGCAGCAAUCACAAUCACAACUACAAGUACAAUCACAAUCAUUAGCGCCGACAAGUCGCAAUCCUACACCUACCUAAAAGGGUUACUAUAACGCAAGCACAUUUUAACACGCACUCACCAUCAUAACGUUCCUCUUUUCGUUUACCCUUUUGUCUUUCCUAUCUUAAUGCAUUAAUAAUAUCAUCAAAAUCAUCGUCCCAUACAUGUAACCUACCGACAGU
Molecule: messenger RNA, 726 nt
Organism: Zychaea mexicana
Lineage: Eukaryota; Fungi; Mucoromycota; Mucoromycetes; Mucorales; Lichtheimiaceae
Product: RecF/RecN/SMC N terminal domain-containing protein
Exons: 3
Coding region: 259-582 (107 amino acids)
Biological process (GO): mitotic chromosome condensation
Source: RefSeq, a predicted model, not a curated record